AUGGCCACCCCCUUCAGCUACCACGCCAAAGCCCAAUCCACCUUCAAGCCUCCCCUGAUCGCAAACAACAACGCGUUCCUGGGUGAUGUAUACUCAAGCGAAAAAGAAAAUCCCGACAAGCCCAUCUCGGCGGGCUUCUACCGGCUGGAAAAGGGUACCCCGCUGGUGUACGAGUACACCUACGACGAGAUGAAGAUCAUCCUGGAGGGCCAGUUUGAGAUUUCCGACGAGACGGGGCAGAAGGUGACGGCGUCGCCUGGGGAUGUGUUUUAUUUUCCCAAGGGGGCGAAGAUUACCUUUACGACGGAGUCGUAUGGGUUGGCUUUCUAUACUGGGCAGAGGAAACAGGGCGCGGCUUAG
Aspergillus clavatus NRRL 1 is the source of this 360-nucleotide messenger RNA. Its product is annotated as cupin domain-containing protein. The coding region runs from base 1 to 360 and encodes 119 amino acids. The record is from RefSeq and is a predicted model, not a curated record. NCBI's taxonomy places the organism in Eukaryota, Fungi, Ascomycota, Eurotiomycetes, Eurotiales, Aspergillaceae. The transcript has 3 exons.